CGUAGAAAGGGAGGUUGUCCACGCCAUAGAAAUCAUUCCAGGGAGUAAAACCCCAAAGGGAAGGAUCUAUAGGAUGGCUCCGGCCAAGUUGGAUGAACUUCGGCGACAACUGAAAGAGCUGACAGAGAAGGGAUGGAUCCGGCCGAGUACCUCCCCCUAUGGAUCGCCAGUACUAUUUGUACCAAAGAAGGGGGGUACAUUGAGGAUGUGCAUUGACUAUAGAGGCCUCAAUGCCAUCACAGUGAAGAACACGGAGCCUCUACCUCGCAUAGACGACCUAUUGGAUAGGGUGCAGGGAUGCAAGUACUAUAGCAAGAUAGAUUUAAAAUCCGGCUAUCAUCAGAUCGCAAUAAGACCUGAGGAUCAGCACAAGACUGCAUUUCUGACCAGAUAUGGUCUUUAUGAGUUUGUUGUGAUGCCUUUCGGACUUUGUAACGCGCCGGGUACAUUCCAGCACGCUAUGAAUAGGAUCUUUCAUGACCACUUAGAUAAGUUUGUCGUUGUCUACUUGGACGAUAUUCUUAUCUUUAGUAAGUCUGUCGAAGAGCAUGCAAAACAUGUUGAGACUGUACUUUCACUCUUGCGACAGCACAAGUAUAAGGUCAACUUAGAGAAAUGUGAGUUCGGACGCACUAAGAUCUUAUACUUGGGUCAUGAAGUAUCCGCGGAAGGGAUUAGGCCGGAAGAUGCGAAGGUGGCUAGUAUAAGGGACUGGCCACGACCUCAGACAGUUACUGAGGUCAGAUCUUUCUUAGGAAUGUGCGGCUAUUAUAGAAACUUUGUGAAAAAUUAUUCCACAGUCGCCUCUCCUUUGACAGAUCUAACUCGACUUGACACGCCGUGGGACUGGAGUGAUGAGUGCGAGGCUGAUUUCAAACGAUGGAAGCAUGCACUCAUGAAUCAUGAGGUCCUCAUGGUGCCCGAUCCUCAGAAGCCUUUCAUUGUAACCACUGACGCAAGCCAAUACGGCAUUGGCGUAGUGCUGGCUCAGCAGGAUAGGAAGAAGUUGAGACCGAUUGAGUACAUGAGCAAGAAAAUGCCAUCAAAGAAAUUGGCAAAGUCCACCUACGAAAGGGAACUCUAUGCUCUUUACAAAGCCCUUGUCCAUUGGAGGCAUUUCCUGUUGGGAUGGUCUUUCUACUUGAGAACCGACCAUCUGACCCUCAAAUGGAUCAAGACUCAACCGGCUCUCUCUGAUGCACUCAAGCGAUGGAUUGAGGUCAUAGAUCAAUAUGACUUCAAGCUAGAGUAUCUGAAGGGAGAAUACAACAAGGUUGCAGAUGCGUUGUCCAGUAGAGCAGACUACCUAGGGGCGCUAGUUUAUGAGUUUGAUAUAUCUUUGAAAGUAACUCAAUCGUUGGUGGAAGCCUAUCAGGAAGACCCUAUCAUGAUGGACAUCGUACACAAACUUCAGGCAAAAGACAAGGCCACAGAAAGUGAGUUUGUGAUGGCGGAUGGGUUACUCUUUCUUGAUAAGGCUCGGUGUAAAAGGUUAGUAGUUUCAUCAAGUGAGAGUUUGCGUAGUUUAUUUCUAGGGGAAUGUCACGACGCAACUGGACACUUCGGCUACAAAAAGACGAGUGUUAAUCUAGUACAACGAUUUUGGUGGCCUGGAAUGUUAGAUGAUGCAAAGAAGUAUGUAGAGACCUGUCAGGUCUGUCAGCGGGACAAGCCGCGAACUCAAGCACCGCUUGGGUUGCUGAAGCCCUUACCUAUCCCUGCUGGUCCAGGACAGAGUGUUUCCAUGGAUUUCAUGGACACCCUGGUGACCAGUAARAGUGGCAAGAGGCACAUCUUCGUCAUCAUCGAUCGAUUCACCAAGUACGCUAGACUAGUUGUCAUGCCAGAGACCACAAGGACUGACGACGUCAUCAAGUUGUUUAUGUACAACUGGGUGCGUGACUUUGGACUACCAAAGUCAAUCGUUAGUGAUAGAGAUGUCCGAUUCACAAGUGAGCUGUGGAAGAAGACUGCUGAGCAGAUGGGCAGUCAACUUCAAAUGACUUCAGGGAAUCACCCCGAAGCCAAUGGACAAGCCGAGCAGAUGAACCGAGUUGUACAACACUUGCUGAGGCAUUACAUGAAGCCCAACCAGGAUGACUGGGAUGAGAAGUUGCCACUCAUCGCCAACCUGUACAACAAUGCUGUACACAGCAGUACCGGCGUCAGUCCUAAUCAGCUGCACUUGGGAUGGAAGUCUAGAUCAGCUCUAGACUUCCUCCUACCUGAAAACCGAUCCUCUGCAACUCCGGGCACACUUGAGUAUGGUGUGCAAUAUGAGAAGUUGUUGCAGCAAGUUGUCGAGCACAUCAGGAAAUUUCAGCAAACAAUGAUUGCUUCUGAGAACAAACACCGUCGGCAGUCCUCAUUUCAGGUAGGGAAACGUGUCUGGGUCAAGGCUAGUGAGCUAGGACAGGAAUUCGGGAUCUCUUGCAAACUAAUGCCUCAGUACUUUGGUCCAUGGGAAGUCCUGGAUAUAGUUGGGGAUGAGAUGGAUGGUCCUACCUAUGUUUUCCGCAUCCCUGGUCACCUACGCACUCACCCUGUCUUUCAUGCCUCAAAGCUUGCACCUUUCGCUAAGACAGAUCAAUUCCCUUCAAGGAGAUCGAUGCUGCCCCCAACCAUGGAUGAUCAAGUGGACAUCGACGACAUUGUGGAUCACAGAGACCUGCCUGUUCCAAAGCCACUGGGUAGAGGACGACCUCCUAAAUCCAAGAGAGAAUAUCGCGUCAGAUUCAGGCAUCAUACGGAUCCAAGAGAAGAUCGGUGGUUCACCAGAGAGGAACUGAUUGCCACAACUCCUCAAGUGGUGGCAGAGUAUGAAAGAAUGUUGAAAGGAAAGCGUGGCAGUCCUCCAUCUGAGACUGCAUCAGCAUCAGCAGUUGAGCCAGCCGUUCUUGCCCUGGUUGAGAACCUUGCUGCCAUCUUUAAGGGAAAGACGGGCAACAACAGCAGCAAGGGCUCAGCCAGCCAGAAGGGGAAAGAGAAGGGACGUGCCUUUUCCCCUUAGGCCCAGAGAGCUAACCUACCACGAGACGUCCAUUUGCGA
Molecule: messenger RNA, 3049 nt
Organism: Chara braunii
Lineage: Eukaryota; Viridiplantae; Streptophyta; Charophyceae; Charales; Characeae
Source: the annotation of a GenBank genome assembly